CGCAGCGAUCGAUGGCGCGGCUGCUGCCGACGCGCACUCGUACGGCUGUUGGCUGUUGCCGUUCAUUUCAAUUUCAAAAAAGUUCGACGGCAACCGCCAAAUGGUCAAGCAUGUGCAGUGUUUGUCAACAACGAGUUUUUAAGCGCGUGUCAGUGCGUCAUGCUUAUCAGUGCUUAUUUUAUUAUUGAUUUACAAAACACAUAGAACGCGACGACGACGACGACAAGAUCCGUGGAGCCAUCGGGGGCACGACAGCUGCAGAACAACAACAACAACAACAGCAGCGGCAGCAGCGACAGCAGCAGCAGCAGCAGCAGCAAUAGCAGCCGACCAAUCGGAGAAAGCAUCGUUUUCAACGCGACGAGGGCCAGUGAAUUCGAAAUUGCGGGGCCGACGACAACAACAACACUAAAUGCAGCAGCAGCAGCAACAACAACAGCUACACUGCCCGAAGGAUAUGUCUUCGUCGCCGGCUGAUGGCAUCUGUGUGCUGCGCGAGCUGCCAUGCCAGCAUCGUAAUACGAUUCACGAUUUCAAGAGUGAGUUUAUACUCCCGACCAAGGACAAUGUCAUCGGCAAGGAGCAGCAGCGCCAGGAGUUCUCCUCGCCCCAGCGCUUGGAUGAGAUGCUCAACAACUUCAUCGGUGCCGACAAGAGGCACUCUUGGGAGAAGAGCAGAAAGAGAACGAGAGCGAGCAUGACAGCCAAGAAGCUCGAGACGCAAAUGAGGCAGUACUUCUCCAGCCAGGAGCAGAAUCUGGCUGUUGUCGAGAACUCAUCCAUAUGCAAAAUGCUGGCCACCACUUGUUUGGCGAGUGGCAAAGAAUUGGAAGCGUGCUGUCAUCUCAUAGCAUCGCAUGCGUCAUGUUUACGUCAACAAAUAUUGUACAGAAAUAUCAAAUCCGAAUUGAGGCUUAACAUUCUGCAAGAGUCAAGAGUUUUUAAUUUAGAUCCAAAAGAUUUGGACAUCAAUCAUCUCAAUGCAAAUACAAAUCCUAAAACAAUACUGCCCACUCUUCGACAGCUUCCUGCAGAAUGGUAUGUACUACAAAUAACAGCUGAACAUGAGCACUUAACAGAAAUAAAGCACAGAAUACAGCCUGCUGAAUUUAUGUAUGAUUUAAAGCCAAUGCAUGGUAUUCAUCUUGUAGUCCUUCCAACGGGCCAGAAUGCUACCCAUCCUAUUUGUAUAACGCUGCCUAAACCGAAACCUGUUUCAUCAUACGACAUACGGAAAGAAAUAGAGUCAUUGUUAAAUAAUAACAAAUCAGACUUGACAGCAGCAUAUAACAACAAUGAACAAUACUGGAAAAUGCGUAAAAAACAGAAUGAACAAAUGAUUAGUGCCAUUUCAGAGGUAGAAAAUUCUUGGCUGAGAGAAUGGAGAAUUUUAUUUCAGGCAGACUAUAUAGAACAUUUGGAUUUAGUCAAAGAUAUACAUAACAUGAUUGAUAAGCUUAUAGCAGAUUCGUCUAUUAAAGAAAUUUCUGGAAGAACUAGAUGGCUUUUGAAGAAAAUUGCUACUGGAGCGUGUUAUUUAGAGAAUUAUGAAAUAGAAAAAGCAGUCAAAUAUGUUUUACCAACUCAAACUAAAUUUGCAAAAAAUGUUAUUUUAUCAAUUGUUGCUAAAACAAAAGUAAUGGAAAUUUUGAAAACAGCUAAAAGAAAGCCACUAGUUUUAAUCUUAGAUGAAUGUUUAGAUCACAUAUCUUUUGAAUCGCUGAAAUUGUUGAAACAUCAGCCAGUUACAAGAUUUCCAUCACUUCAUCUUGCAUAUGCGUUAUAUAAACAGCAUAAAAGUACUAUAGUAGAUGGUUACAAAAUUAUCAAAGUGUCCAAAAACUUGGGAACAUUUGUUGUGAAUCCCUCCUUAGAUUUGAAAAAAAUGGAAAUAAGAAUGAAGUUAUUCAUUGACUAUUGGUUACCAAAAUGGGAAGGACUGUAUGGUAUAAAACCAGAUUUGAACUUUUUCAAAAACGCCUUAACAAAUUAUAAUGUCCUGAUGUAUAAUGGGCAUGGCAGUGGUAUUCAAUUUUUAAGAGGUGAAGAAAUAGAAAGAAUGAGAGUCCUAGCAUCAGUAUUAUUAUUUGGAUGUGGCAGUAUCAAACUUCUACCUGUUGGCGGUAGAUUACCUGCCUAUGGAAUUUCAAAUCAAUACCUAAUGGGCUGUAGUCCUUGUAUACUGGGAAUGUUGUGGGAAGUAACAGAUGCUGAUAUUGAUAAAAUGACUGCUGAGUUCAUUAGCAGUUGGAUUACCUCUGCUGCUAAAAGAUCUUGGUCUGAUGUCAAUCUAUCAGCAUGGAGCAAAGGAGUAAUUGAAUUCAAAAAAGAUCAGCGUAACGAAAUAAAACAUGAAAACGAUAUGUUAGUAGCAGUUUCAAAAUCAAAAGAUAUUUGUAGACAGUACAUGACUUCUGCUGCUAUCAUAGUUAGAGGCUUGCCAAUCAAGUUAGUUGACUAAUUUUUAGAUUCGAUUUAAAUCGAAUUGAUUGUUGUUGGACAUAACUAAGAUAAAAGCAUUUUUAACGAGUAUGUAUUUUUGAUAACAAAAAAUGUACAGACAUUUUUAGUCAGCAUAGGAAAUUAGUUAACAAUUUUUUUAAUUAUUUUAAUUUGAAGAUACUUCACUUUUGUAUCGUGUACAACUUUUUAUCAAUGUUUUUUUUUCUAUAUUGAAUUGGUGAACGACUAGUUUAUAAAAACGUCACCAUCAUGACUACUCUAGAUAGGGCUCGAAACGUACUAUCUUCAAUAUUGUAUUUUGAAUAACUUGUAAUAAAGAAUACAUUUUUAUAAA
Molecule: messenger RNA, 2797 nt
Organism: Trichogramma pretiosum
Lineage: Eukaryota; Metazoa; Arthropoda; Insecta; Hymenoptera; Trichogrammatidae
Gene: Sse
Product: separin
Exons: 8
Coding region: 413-2461 (682 amino acids)
Biological process (GO): proteolysis; meiotic chromosome separation
Cellular component (GO): mitotic spindle; cytoplasm; nucleus
Molecular function (GO): cysteine-type endopeptidase activity
Source: RefSeq, a predicted model, not a curated record